Messenger RNA from Catharus ustulatus (Swainson's thrush), 2062 nucleotides. RefSeq names its product septin 6 (gene SEPTIN6). Gene Ontology annotation, biological process: cytoskeleton-dependent cytokinesis; cilium assembly. Gene Ontology annotation, cellular component: septin complex; microtubule cytoskeleton; septin ring. The coding region runs from base 47 to 1348 and encodes 433 amino acids. The record is from RefSeq and is a predicted model, not a curated record. NCBI's taxonomy places the organism in Eukaryota, Metazoa, Chordata, Aves, Passeriformes, Turdidae. The transcript is spliced from 10 exons. Gene Ontology annotation, molecular function: GTP binding; molecular adaptor activity; GTPase activity.
GCCCGGAGCCGCCCGCAGGCCGGGGCGGAACGUGCGGCGGGCAGCGAUGGCGGCGGCCGAGGUGGCGCGGCAGGGUGAAGGCUGUCGUACUGUCCCGCUUUCUGGACACGUAGGAUUUGAUAGUUUGCCUGACCAGCUGGUUAAUAAGUCAGUUAAUCAUGGGUUUUGUUUCAACAUCCUGUGUGUGGGAGAAACUGGCCUUGGUAAGUCCACCCUCAUGGACACCCUUUUCAACACCAAGUUUGAAGGUGACCCAGCAUCUCACUCACAGCCUGGGGUCCAGCUGAAAUCCAGCACCUAUGACCUGCAGGAGAGCAAUGUCAAUCUCAAGCUGACUAUUGUGAGCACAGUGGGCUUUGGGGAUCAGAUCAACAAAGAGGACAGCUAUAAGCCCAUUGUUGAGUUCAUUGAUGCUCAGUUUGAAGCCUACUUGCAAGAAGAACUGAAGAUAAAAAGGGUCUUGCACAACUACCAUGACACCCGGAUCCACGCCUGCUUGUACUUCAUUGCUCCUACAGGCCAUUCCCUGAAAUCCCUGGACUUGGUAACGAUGAAGAAGCUCGACAGCAAGGUGAACAUCAUUCCCAUCAUUGCCAAAUCUGAUGCCAUUUCCAAGAGUGAGCUGACCAAGUUUAAAAUUAAAAUCACAAGUGAACUGGUCAGUAAUGGGGUGCAGAUCUACCAGUUCCCGACAGAUGAUGAAUCAGUGGCAGAGAUAAAUGGGACAAUGAAUGCCCACUUGCCAUUCGCAGUGAUUGGGAGUACAGAGGAGCUGAAAAUAGGAAACAAAAUGAUGAAAGCUCGUCAGUACCCUUGGGGCACAGUGCAGGUGGAGAACGAAGCUCACUGUGACUUUGUGAAGCUGCGGGAGAUGCUGAUCCGCGUGAACAUGGAAGACCUUCGUGAGCAGACACACACACGCCACUAUGAGCUCUACAGGCGAUGUAAACUGGAAGAGAUGGGUUUCAAGGACACUGAUCCAGACAGCAAACCCUUCAGCUUACAAGAAACUUACGAAGCCAAAAGAAAUGAGUUUCUGGGAGAACUGCAGAAAAAGGAAGAGGCAAUGAGACAGAUGUUUGUCCAGAGGGUCAAGGAAAAAGAAGCAGAGUUGAAGGAGGCUGAAAAAGAGCUGCAUGAAAAGUUUGAUCGCCUGAAGAAAUUGCAUCAGGAUGAAAAGAAGAAGCUAGAAGAUAAGAAGAAGUCUCUGGAUGAUGAAGUAAAUGCAUUUAAACAAAGGAAGACAGCAGCUGAAUUGCUUCAGUCACAGGCUCAGCAGGCUGGAGGAUCACAAACUCUUAAAAGGGAUAAGGAAAGGAAAAAUAACCCAUGGCUCUGUACUGAGUAAUUACCCCUGCAUACAAUGGCCUGGAAUGGACCUUCAUUUACUUGUUAAAUCGGAGGGUCUAAUAAAACAUGACAGCAUUUCAGCUGUGACCUUUCCAGGGUGUUAUCCUUGCUCUCUUCUAUGUCCUCGUUGUGAUUCUGUCUUUACUAUGUACUGGUGGUUAUUGCUUUUAUUAAACAAUGUAAAAUUACUCAUAACAAGGUUCUGGAUGCUACAACUUUAAAUCCUGCCAUAUUUUUUUCCCCUACAAUUAAUCGAUUCCCCUUUUUCCUGGUCUCAUUUCACCCAGCUAAAUAAGGUAUAUGGAAAUAAGUUCUGUGAGUUAUUUUUGCUGGUGAAAUAACAGUGCAGUUUAAAUAUAUUUAUUGAUUACAUUAAAAUGACAACACCAUCUUAGUUUAAUUAUCACGUAGUUCAGAGAUAAAGCACUCUUUUUUCAUUAUAUUUGGUGUCAUUUUCAUGGCAUCGUCUGUCUUUUUUCAUUUGCUUUUAUUUUUUUUCUUUUGCCAAUUCAUGCUGUCUGAAGACUAGCAUGUAAAUCCUUGUUUCCAUUUCAGACCUGCUUGUUGUGGCCCCGAUCCUUCAGUGGUGCUGUGGGUGGGCUCAGUGCUCUGUAUGUGGUGAAUCCACACGUCCUGUCCCUGCUGAAAGAUCAAUGUGUGCUGCUGCCAGCCUCCACAAACCCCCUCCAGAUUCUGGGCUUCCAGAAGAUAA